Paecilomyces variotii is the source of this 1630-nucleotide messenger RNA. RefSeq lists its product as hypothetical. Gene Ontology annotation, biological process: peptidyl-proline hydroxylation to 4-hydroxy-L-proline. Bases 340 to 1299 code for a protein of 319 amino acids. NCBI's taxonomy places the organism in Eukaryota, Fungi, Ascomycota, Eurotiomycetes, Eurotiales, Thermoascaceae. The transcript has 2 exons. Gene Ontology annotation, cellular component: endoplasmic reticulum. The record is from RefSeq and is a predicted model, not a curated record. Gene Ontology annotation, molecular function: L-ascorbic acid binding; procollagen-proline 4-dioxygenase activity; iron ion binding.
AGCUCCACUGUCCAGAGCGUCACGCGUUCCUGCAUGAAAGCCCUAUCCGAAUCUCCGGCUUGUCCGCUGUCUCGUACUAACUAACUAACUACAACGACAACUCCUCGUUACUUAGUAGUUGGUUCAGAUCUUGUCAAUUGGUCUUGAUAACGAAACGAUCCGAGAAUCCUGGAUACAUAAUGCAGAUUUACUAGCUUGAGCGCCCUUCGAGGGAACGGAAUCGUGUACCUACGCAUGCGCAUCGAAUCGCACCGGCAGAACCAUAUCUAAGAAAGAUAAUCUGAACGAUCGGACCAGAACAUACUACUGUCAACUACUGCUACUACUACUAUCAGCAUAAUGGCGCCCUCCCUCCCAAAAGCCACAACCCUCCUCUCAUGGUUCUUCUACCUGAUCCCCGUCUACCUCUUCGUUCUGGCGCCGUUAUUCCAAUUCAUCUUUCCCGAAUGGGACAAUUCGCGCGCUGCUGGUGGGAAUAAUAACGAGCUAGGAGGGUACAAUUACGAAGAUGGCAUUGAUGAUUAUGAGGGGGAGUACAGCACGCCGUUACAUCUGGCAGAUGAUCGAUUCAUAAGUCUCGAGGAUGAUGUGCCGUUUGAGUGUCCGGAGCAGGAAGGGAGGUAUAAAGUGCAUAUUUUCUCGAGGGUGCCGUUGGUUAUUUACAUAGAAGGGUUUUUGAGUGAGGAUGAAGCGGAGCAUUUGGUUAGGGUCAGUGAAGGAAAGUAUGCGCCUUCGAUCAUCUACGAUGGAGUUUCGGAGCGCGUUGAUCCCUCUGUUCGUCGGUCGGAUCGUGCCUUGCUCGAUCGAGAUGAUGUUGUUCGGUGCCUUGAGGAGCGUGCUCGUUCCUUUCAGGGUUGGAGGCCUGGGAUGUAUAUCGAGCGCAUGUGGGCUCAACGGUACAAUGUCUCGGGACACUAUCAGAACCAUUAUGACUGGACGGGGAAUCUGCGUGCUGGCGGUGAUCGCGUCAGUACCUUCAUGGUGUAUCUUCAGGCGGACUGCACUGGUGGUGGGACCAACUUCCCCCGCAUGAAGAUGCCACGGGAGAAGAAGUGGUGUCGGUUCCUGGAGUGCGAUGAGGAGGGGAAGGGAGAAGAAGGCCACGCCGCCAAGGAAGUUGGUGGAGUGACAUUCAAGCCGAUCAAGGGCAAUGCUAUUUUCUGGGAGAAUCUCAGGGCGGACGGUACAGGAUACCCGGAGACUUGGCACGCGGCCUUACCGGUUACGUCCGGGUCGAAGGUUGGGUUGAAUAUUUGGAGUUGGUAUCAGCCUCCACGGAGAACUAAGGGAAAGAAUUAGGGAUAAGGAGAUUCUUUCUUUUUUUCUUUUUUGUUCAGGUUUGGAGACACGGACUUGGUGGAACGGAGGCUAUUUGAUGCCCGUUGUCCAACAGAAUACCAUAUAUUAUUGCCUUCAGUCCAGCCCCGCUUGAACGGGUCGUACCAGAAAGAAGAGGGUGGUAAGAUCAAUGGUUCACCGCAUGAGUGAAUGGAUUGAUCGUGGGUUCGAUUCUUGAAGAGUAUCUAAGAGGAUUAUGACCGCAACGAACACCCGUUGGACCGGGUUGUCCAGACCGGUUUACACGUGAAACCUCUCUGAGGCUGUGCCCUGACUAUCGAGGAUUCACGAU